AUGGCUCAACAGGUCCAAGGCAAGACGGCCAUCGUCACGGGUGCCGGGUCAGGCAUCAAUCUCGAAUUCGCGCGUCUCCUCCUCCAACAUGGCGCGAACGUCCUGUUCGCAGACCUGGCGCUCCGGCCCGAGGCCCAAGAUCUCGUGGCAAAGUAUGCGUCCACGCCCAACAAAGCGGUCUUCCAAAAGACAGACGUGACCUCCUGGCCAGAGUUGGAGGCCAUGUUCUCGGCGGCCACGCAGCACUUCGGGGCCAUCGACAUCGUGUGUCCUGGCGCCGGCGUGUUCGAGCCUCACUGGAGCAAUUUCUGGUAUCCGCCCGGGACGGCCAAGUCCGGGGACGACCCGGCCAGCGGGCGCUACAAGCUGCUGGACAUCAACUUGACGCACCCGAUCCGGACGACGCAGCUGGCCAUUUCGCACUUCCUGGCCGCCCAGCCGCCGAGCAGUCCCCAGAACCCAAAGUCGAUCGUGCACAUCGCGAGCAUUGCCGGGCAGACGGCCUCGUUGCCUUUCCCGCUGUACCACGUCAGCAAGCAUGGCGUGCAGGCGCUGGUGCGGAGUAUGGCCGAUCUGGAACCCUUGCAUGGGAUCCGUGUGACGUGCGUCGAGCCGGGGGUGGUCAAGACGCCGCUGUGGAUGGACCAUCCGGAGAAGUUGAAGAUGCUCAAGCUGGAUGGCGAGGAUGCCGAUGCAUGGGUCACGCCCGAGGAGGUCGCGCAGGUCAUGUUGAGCUGUGUCAAGGACGACGAGAUCCCAAACGUCAUCGAGGGGAGUCCGAGCGCAAAGGACGUGGCAAUAGAGAGAGAGACCAUCCGGAUCCAGGGCGGGUCGUGUCUGGAAGUCCUUGCAGGGUCCAUCAGAGACGUUCCUAUGUUCAAUAACGUCGGCCCGUAUGCGCUGGGGAGGAUAGGCGCAACCGUGACGGACAGGGAAAAGAUUUAUGAAGAGAUUUAUGAGGUGUUAAAGCCAGGGUGGGGCAAAGCACAGUGA
This is a messenger RNA of Cladophialophora yegresii CBS 114405, 993 nucleotides long. RefSeq names its product 3-hydroxybutyrate dehydrogenase. Gene Ontology annotation, cellular component: cytoplasm. Lineage: Eukaryota; Fungi; Ascomycota; Eurotiomycetes; Chaetothyriales; Herpotrichiellaceae. Gene Ontology annotation, molecular function: oxidoreductase activity, acting on the CH-OH group of donors, NAD or NADP as acceptor. The transcript has 2 exons. The record is from RefSeq and is a predicted model, not a curated record. The coding region runs from base 1 to 993 and encodes 330 amino acids.